Haliotis rufescens (red abalone) is the source of this 783-nucleotide messenger RNA. Its product is annotated as 39S ribosomal protein L35, mitochondrial-like. The record is from RefSeq and is a predicted model, not a curated record. Gene Ontology annotation, molecular function: structural constituent of ribosome. NCBI's taxonomy places the organism in Eukaryota, Metazoa, Mollusca, Gastropoda, Lepetellida, Haliotidae. The coding region runs from base 63 to 659 and encodes 198 amino acids. Gene Ontology annotation, biological process: translation. The transcript is spliced from 3 exons. Gene Ontology annotation, cellular component: mitochondrion; ribosome.
CGAGUGAGAAGUAUAACUUACGUUUCUUUGGUUGGAUUCGGAUAAGAGAUCAGCAUAACAAGAUGGCCGCUGCCGUUAGGAAUCGUGCCACCAUAAUGUGGCGCUUAGGCUGGAACGUGGUUUCUCAGCCUCGACCAGUUGUCCCAAAAGAUUCGGGGAACAUUGCGGCACUGUGUCGGGUGUUCUCUGGCAGUCUGAAGGUAUCACAGUGUCGGUCAUUUAGCGCCAGCCCUCUCAUCUCAAACAGAAUCCUAAAGAUGAACACAGAACCCACGAUUAAGAGUCAGAAUACACGAUGUCUACUACAGCCAUCAAGUCCAACUUUAGUUGCAAAAAGAAACAAAGUAUAUUACAGCAAGAGAAAAGGCAAACCCAAGGCGAUCAAGGCAGUUACAAAUAGGUUUUAUAGAUUAGACUGGGGUAUCUGGAUCCGAACACAGUCAGGAAGACAUAAGAGAAUAUGGAAAAAGUCCCCAUCGAGGAGAUAUCUUUCUCGACAACAUUUGUUUUGCAACAAACAACAGAGUAGACUUUUAGACAAAAUGACCACUGAUUACUGGCACAGACCACGACAUUAUGUGGAUGAUCCAUAUGCACCCUAUCAGAAGAGGACCAAUUUGCAAAAGUACUUCCCUGAAAAACGUCCUUUCUAUCCAUAGGCAGGAAACAAUGAAGAAUCAUAAAAUUAGGGUGUGCUAUGAGUCUUACAACAAACACAGAAAAGUGAUAUUUAAUUUAGAUGUUGUACCAGAUGUUUUCUUGUGAUUAAAGACUGAAUAUCUA